This is a messenger RNA of Phyllostomus discolor (pale spear-nosed bat), 2871 nucleotides long. It is a transcript of the gene BMAL2, whose product is annotated as aryl hydrocarbon receptor nuclear translocator like 2. Gene Ontology annotation, molecular function: RNA polymerase II cis-regulatory region sequence-specific DNA binding; protein dimerization activity; DNA-binding transcription factor activity, RNA polymerase II-specific. The transcript has 15 exons. Lineage: Eukaryota; Metazoa; Chordata; Mammalia; Chiroptera; Phyllostomidae. Bases 231 to 2024 code for a protein of 597 amino acids. Gene Ontology annotation, biological process: regulation of transcription by RNA polymerase II. Gene Ontology annotation, cellular component: transcription regulator complex; cytoplasm; aryl hydrocarbon receptor complex. The record is from RefSeq and is a predicted model, not a curated record.
UGGCCGGCGAGGCCCAGUCCACAGGCUCCGGAUACCCGGCCAGACGGAGGUGGUGAGUCGAGGCUGGCUUUGCGCCCAGAGCUGCAGUGGCGGCUGCCCCGGCGCCUGGCCGAACACCGCGGGUGCGGGAGCCCGCGCCCGGGAUCGCCACCUGUGCCGGCGCAGGGUGGGCUCCGGGUGCUCCAUGCUGCCAGCCCUGGGGCUGCUCAGCCGGCCCAGCGGCUCCUGCGAUGGCGGCGGAACAGGAGGAUACAGCGAGAGGUGAGGUUGAGGGCCCGGUGUCCCCAGGUAAAGUGUUGAUAGAGGACAACCUGUUCGUUGUUCCCAUGGUUACCAAUCACAUGAGCCCAUGGACAAAACCCACAGCUACUGGCUCCUUCAGCCCACAGGUGACAGAGUUCCCAAGAAAACGAAAAGGAAGUGAUUCAGAUCCUUCCCAAGAAGCUCACAGCCAGACUGAGAAGCGGAGGAGAGAUAGAAUGAAUAACCUGAUUGAAGAGCUGUCUGCAAUGGUUCCGCAGUGCAAGCGCCUGGCACGGAAACUGGACAAACUCACAGUUUUAAGGAUGGCCGUUCAACACUUCAGGGCUUUAAAAGGGAUUACAAAUUCUUAUACAGGAGAUAUUUAUCGACCUUCAUUUAUUCAGGAUAAUGAGCUCAGACACUUAAUCCUUAAGGCUGCAGAUGGCUUCCUGUUUGUGGUUGGAUGUGAAAGGGGAAAAAUUCUCUUCGUUUCUAAGUCAGUCUCCAAAAUACUUCAUUAUGAUCAGGCUAAUUUGACUGGGCAAAGCUUAUUUGACUUCUUACAUCCAAAAGAUGUUGCCAAAGUAAAGGAACAACUGUCUUCUUCUGAUAUUUCACCAAGAGAGAAGCUAAUAGAUGCCAAAACUGGUGUGCAGGUCCCCAGCGCCUCCCGUGUGGGAAGGAUACGCGCGUGCUCUGGCUCCAGGCGGUCCUUCUUCUGCCGGAUGAGGAGCUGCAAGGUCUCCGUCCAGGGCGAGAGUGAGAGCCUGCCUGACCCAAGGAGGAAAGAUCACAGAAAAUUCUGUACUAUCCACUGCACUGGGUACUUGAGAAGCUGGCCCCCGAGUAUCGUUGGAAUGGAAGAAGAAAGGGACAAUAAGAAAGACAGUAAUUUCACCUGCCUUGUUGCCGUUGGGAGAUUACAUCCACAUAUAGUCCCACAGAGCCGUGGGGAGAUUAAAGUGAAACCAACUGAAUUUAUAACGCGUUUUGCAGUGAACGGAAAAUUUCUCUAUGUGGACCAAAGGGCAACAGCAAUUUUAGGAUAUCUGCCUCAGGAACUGUUGGGAACUUCGUGCUAUGAAUAUUUUCAUCAAGACGACCAUAGUAAUUUGACUGACAAGCACAAAGCAGUUCUACAGAGUAAAGAGAAAAUAUUUACAGAUUCAUACAAAUUCAGAGUGAAAGAUGGCUCUUUUGUAACUUUAAGAAGCCAAUGGUUUAGUUUCACAAAUCCUUGGACCAAAGAACUGGAAUACAUUGUGUCUGUCAACACUUUAGUUUUGGGACACAGUGAGACUGGAGAAGCGGCCCCAUCACUUCCUUGCAGUGCUCAGUCAUUUGAAGAAUCCUCCAGAAGGUCCUGUAUAAGUGUGCCUGGAAUGUGUACUGGAACGGUGCUUGGUGCUGGCAGUAUCGGAACAGAUAUUGCAAAUGAAGUUCUGGACUUACAAAGGUUACAGUUUUCUUCAUCCCGCAGUUGUUCCAGCCCAACAGAUUUAAUGAACGAUAUUCACACUGUCAACUGCAGGAAUGUGUCAAGUAAGGAGUUGAUUCCACUAAGUCCUCCUGAAAUAGGGAAGCUGGAAGCUACAAGGCAAAACCACAGUGUUGUUGCUCCCCACAGCCAGGAACCCCUCCUAGGUGAUGGUGCCCAGCUGGAUUUUGAUGCCUUCUGUGACAACGAUGACACAGCCAUAGCUGCCUUCAUGAAUUACUUAGAAGCAGAGGGGGGUCUGGGGGACCCCGAGGACUUCAGUGACAUCCGAUGGACAAUUUAGCAUUUGAUUUUUAACUCCAAAAAUGAGAACAAUUUUGCAGCAUUUCCUUUACAAAACAAAAAACAAAAACAAAACCCUGUAUAUUCUUCUGUACUAUAUUGAUACUGUUUUUAUCCUUUAUUAUUAUUAAGGGUCCACCAAUUUUUAUAGACUUGCACCUACUCUCACAGGGGCCUGUGGAAAUGUGACAUUUUCCUUCAAACAGAACUGCUCAGAGUUGCCGACAGACCCCUUCAUUCAGUGAACUGGCUUUAAACCUGCUAGUUGCUAUUUUCACUAAAGUCUUUCUGACCAACAGCAUUCCAUGUAUCUUGUUUUAUUUUUUGAUGCAAUUUUUUGAGUUUGGGGAAUUUAAUAUGUUGGCAUUUUCCUUGUGCCUAAGAUACAUUUAGAAUUGACUCACAAUAGAUUUGUGUAAUUUGAAACAUUUCCACUUCUUGUGUGUUUCCUUAAAGUGACAGUGACAUUUAUAGUCGUGGUCACAGGAAAUACUGUGUUCGGUCUUUGCAGACUUGGGCAAGCACAGAGCCAGGAUGCUUAUGCCCAGCUGAGCACUCUGAGAUGGAUUUUAAAUGAGAUGAUUUCUGUUUAAAACUCAGAAAAGUUGAGAGGCUUCCAAGUUUGCUUACAGAAAAGGAAAGAUUUGGGGUCCUGGAUGUUAGUGAUUAACUGCUGCGUAUGUAAGAUUUACUCUUAAUAUAACCACCCAAGACUCCUUACAGAUAGAACAGGCUUUUGAUGCCGAAAUGGUACAUAGUAACCAAUUAUCUUAGAGGAAGAAACAGACCCAAGCAGAUUAAAUGUUUUGUGUAAAGACACAAUUAAAUUCAUAUUUUUUAGUGUUCAA